Molecule: messenger RNA, 1596 nt
Organism: Histoplasma capsulatum G186AR
Lineage: Eukaryota; Fungi; Ascomycota; Eurotiomycetes; Onygenales; Ajellomycetaceae
Product: adenylyl cyclase-associated protein
Exons: 4
Coding region: 1-1596 (531 amino acids)
Biological process (GO): regulation of adenylate cyclase activity; cytoskeleton organization
Cellular component (GO): cytoplasm
Molecular function (GO): actin binding; adenylate cyclase binding
Source: RefSeq, a predicted model, not a curated record
AUGACUUCCCACCACAUGAAUAGUUUCACAACCCUCAUCAAGCGGCUCGAGGCUGCUACCUCGCGUCUCGAGGACAUGGCAGCUUCUCUUGAGGCCUCGAAUCCGGAUAGUCCUGCCGCUGAUGGGAUUGCAGCAAGUGCUGUUUCGGCGUCCCCAAAAGCCACAUCAAGUCCAGUGCCUCCGGCCCCUUCCGUCGUGGAACCGCCACCUCGUCAGAUCGAGGAUUUCGAUGCCCUGAUCAACAAGGAGGUGACCAACUUCGUCGAACUUAGUAAAAGGCUUGGGGAACCAGCUGUGGAACAGUCUAAAGCGAUUCUUCGGGCUUUCGAGGCGGAAAGGACCUACCUCUACAUCGCCUUGAAGGCCAAGAAACCGGACCAGCAAUCACCAGACCUUUUGGGCGACCUGCGCAAAGCCUCAGAUGAAAUUAAUAACAUCCGGGAAGCGAACAGGCCAUCUCCUCUAUUCAACCACUUGAGCGCCGUGGCUGAAGGGGUGGUUUCUUUGGGGUGGUUCUUUGAACCCAGGCCCGCAGAGUUUGUUCGGGAAUCUAUUGCUGGUGCCCAAUUCUACGGAGACAGAGUGCUGAGGGAAUAUAAGGGAAAGGACGAUCUUCAUGUCGCAUUUAUUCAAUCAUAUUAUCAAAUUUUUAAAUCUCUUGUCACCUAUAUUAAGGAACAUUAUCCGAAUGGCUUGACAUGGAACAACCGGGAUGGAGUCGACGUAACGGAGGCUUUGAAACAGGUUCAGUCCGGUUCGCCGACGGGCUCUACAUUACCACCGCCUCCUCCCCCUCCCCCCCCUCCUACUGCUGGCGCAGGUGGCCCCCCUCCCCCGCCUCCACCCCCAGCUGGUGGAGCAGCUCCGCCGAAGGCAGUAUCGACUGGUGAUAUGUCAUCUGUUUUCGAGCAAUUGAACAAAGGGUCUGCGAUCACCUCAGGCCUCCGAAAAGUCGACAAGUCGGAAAUGACACAUAAGAAUCCUAGCCUUCGGGCUGGUUCGCUUGUCCCUGACCGCAGCGAUUCAAGGACCGGUGCGACAUCCCCCACUGCCCGUGGAAAAUCACCAGUUCCAAGCAAGAAACCAAAACCCGAAAGCAUGCGUUCUAAAAAACCUUCACGCAAGCAGCUUGAUGGUAAUAAAUGGUACAUUGAACAUUACGAUAGCAUUACCGACAUCAUCGAGGUACCCGCUCAACUCUCGCACUCGAUCUUAAUAUCCCAUUGCAAUAAAGCGAUUGUCAAGAUUAACGGUAAAGCCAACGCUAUAUCUAUUGACAAUUGUACGGGCCUCUCCGUCAUCGUUGACUCUCUUGUGAGCAGCGUUGAUGUCAUUAAAUCCCCUACAUUUGCCCUGCAGAUUGAUGGCGUUGUCCCGACUAUCUUGCUUGAUCAGGUCGAUGGAGCAAGUCUGUACCUGAGCCAGGCGAGCUUGAAUACUGAGAUUUUCAGCAGUAAAUGCUCCAACGUGAAUAUCGUCGUGCCGCCUAAGGAAGGAACGGAUGACGACUCUAAGGAGUUGCCCAUUCCUGGGCAGAUCCGAACCGUUGUCAGGAAUGGGGCUGCCAUCAGCGAAAUUGUCGAGCAUGCGGGAUAA